Colletotrichum abscissum is the source of this 2064-nucleotide messenger RNA. Its product is annotated as GDA1/CD39 family protein. Gene Ontology annotation, molecular function: UDP phosphatase activity; GDP phosphatase activity. Gene Ontology annotation, biological process: UDP catabolic process. Lineage: Eukaryota; Fungi; Ascomycota; Sordariomycetes; Glomerellales; Glomerellaceae. The record is from RefSeq and is a predicted model, not a curated record. Gene Ontology annotation, cellular component: Golgi apparatus. The transcript has 2 exons. Bases 1 to 2064 code for a protein of 687 amino acids.
AUGGGGAAAAAAUGGCGAUAUGGAAUCAUCUUUGAUGCUGGUUCCUCGGGCACACGCUUAUACGUUUACAAAUGGAAGGAUCACGCCAAAGCCAUAAAGCAUGCCACUGUGGAAGAGCUUCAUAGUUUGCCCAAGAUCAAGCUGCAGACGAGCGAAAAGAUUCGCCCUGGCGUGUCCUCCUUUGCCGAGAAGCCAGAAGAGAUCGGUCACGGACACCUGGAAUCCCUCAUCAACUUGGCCCUAAAGGAGGUUCCCGACAAGAAGGUUGCCGACACGCCCGUCUACCUCAUGGCUACGGCCGGCAUGCGUCUCCUUCCCGACCACCAACAAAAGGCUCUCCUCCGCAACAUGUGCUCCUACCUACAACAAAACACGCGAUUCUCGCUACCCGACUGCAAUACCAACAUCCAGGUAAUCUCUGGGGAGACUGAGGGUCUGUACGGCUGGCUCGCUACAAACUAUCUGCUUGGCGGUUUCGACCACCCCGACAAGCACACGCACGGUAAAGGCCACCACACAUACGGCUUUCUGGACAUGGGAGGUGCCUCGGCGCAGAUUGCGUUCGCGCCAAACAGCACAGAAGCUGAGAGGCAUGCCGACGAUCUAAAGCUUGUUCGCUUGCGCACCCUGGACGGCAGCACCAUUGAGCACAGGGUCUUCACCGCCACCUGGCUUGGCUACGGCGCGAACCAGGCCCGCGAGCGUUAUAUCGACAAGCUCAAAGAACAGUACGGCAAGCCCAACGACCUCGAGCUACCGGAUCCGUGCCUCCCUGCGGGCUUGCGAACAGACGUCAAAGGCGACCCUGUCGAGGCUGAGUCUGUGGGCAAGGAACUCUCCCUACUCGGCACCGGUCGAUUCGACGAAUGCCUGCGCCAAACCGAGCCUCUACUUGGAAAAGACACUCCGUGUACAGAUGAGCCUUGCCUCCUCAACGGCCAGCACGUACCAAACAUCGAUUUCGACGUGAAUCACUUUGUCGGUGUCUCGGAGUUUUGGCACACGACCCACGGAGUAUUUGGAAAGGGUCACAAGACGGCAUACGACUUGGCAACAUACCAGAAGAACGUGGUGGACUUUUGCACACAGAAUUGGGUGGAUAUCGAAUCCAAGAUUGAUGCGCGAAAGAAGUCUUCUGCCCAGAAAGCAAAGAAUGCCCAGGAAGCCUGCUUCAAGGCGUCCUGGCUCAUCAAUGUCCUUUACGAAGGAAUCGGCAUCCCGCGACCAGGACUUGAACAUACGCCGCAACCCGGUCUCAACGUCACGAAGGGUACCCUGGAGGAAGCCAAGGAAAAAGGGUUCGUCGAUCCCUUCCAGCCAGUCAACGAAAUCGAUGGCGUCGAAGUCAGCUGGACCCUGGGUAAGAUGGUGCUGUAUGCCGCCGGUCAAGUUCCCCCCUCAGGAAGUGCCCAGCCGGUUGGCUUUGGAAGCAACGUUGCCGGCGCGACCGACUUUGAGCCCGCGGGAUCCAAGUUUUCCCCUAUAACGAUCGGAGAUAACGAUGACGACGACGAUUGGGAUGCUGAUGAGCUCCUGGACAAGGCGAAGACGAAAUCUGGAUCUGGUCUCCUGGCUUUCAUCCUGGUUCUGGUUGUCUUAGCCUUUUUCCUGCGCAAGCGAGACCGCCGAGCACGAUGGUUCGGCAAGGUUGCGUCUGCCGUUCGUGGAACGAGACGUCCGGGCAGUCCUCGCAAGUUCGGGCGGGGCUUUUCAUUCACCAACAAGCUUUUCGGACGGUCAUCGGCAACCUACGAACGAGUUCUUGAAGAGGGCGAUGCCGAUCAGUUCGAGCUAGGCUCCGUCGACUCUGAUGAGAACGAGCACUCUGACAGCAGCGAGGGCUCCAGAGCAGGUCAUUCUUCCGGCCUUGCCACCCCGAAACUCAACAUUGAGCGAUUCGACGACGCUCGACCAACCUUUUCGAUGGACCGCGGUGGUUUGGCAGUGAGAACGGAGAGCAGGGAGAGGCUGGUACCAAGUCUGGUGAAUGCGGGACGUCGCAGUCGCGCUGGUAGUCCGACACGACUGAAGAGUCCGCUUAUGAAGCCCUUGGAUGAGGAUUAA